Messenger RNA from Purpureocillium lilacinum, 1002 nucleotides. Its product is annotated as cleavage polyadenylation factor subunit fip1. Gene Ontology annotation, cellular component: mRNA cleavage and polyadenylation specificity factor complex. Lineage: Eukaryota; Fungi; Ascomycota; Sordariomycetes; Hypocreales; Ophiocordycipitaceae. The record is from RefSeq and is a predicted model, not a curated record.
AUGGCCGAACACGAAAUGGAGAUGGACGAGGGCGACGAUCUCUACGAACCCGAGGAGCCCAAGGUCCUGCCCGACGACAACAAACAGCCCCCCCAGUCCAAGUCCGACGAGCUGGAAGAAGGCGAAGAAGAGGACGAGGGCGGCGCGAUGGACGAGGAUGACGACGACUCGGAUAUUGAUAUCAUCACUGAGCGCAAGGAUGGCACCACGGCUGCGCCUCCGACACAAGCAAAGUACAGCGACAUCAGAAACAUACCGCAGCGCUCUACUUCCACGGACGCAACUGCAAAGCCUGCGCCGGCCAAGAAGGAUGAGGGCUCGAGAGCAGCUCCUAAUGUCGCGGCACCCAGUGCAGAUCGCGCCUCUGCUGCAGCAUCCAAAUCUACAAUAGAUAUCAAUGGGAACCCGACCUAUCCCGCCGCUGGUAAACCAAUCACCCAGGUCAACAUUGACGAGGAUCUUCCCGACAACGAGAAGCCUUGGCGGAAGCCUGGCACAGACAUCAGCGACUACUUCAACUACGGCUUCGACGAAUUCACUUGGGCUCUCUACGCUGCCAAGCAGGAAAGCAUACGCGGCGAGUUCGGCGCAGACGCGUUCGCCACCAACAACAAGAAGAUGAUGGAAGACUUCAAUAGCAUGAUGAUGAUGGGCGGUAUGGGUAUGCCAGGCGGUGGCGGCGCAAGCGGCGCGGGCGGUAUGUCGGGCAUGGACGGUAUGCCCCCAGAGAUGCAGGCCAUGAUGCAGCAAAUGAUGGCCUCCGGCAUGGACCCGUCACAGAUGGAUCCCAGCCAGAUGAACGCCAUGAUGUCCGGCAUGCAGGGCGGCGGCGGAGGUGGCGGCGCCCAAGGCAAUCAAGGACAGAACUUUGGCGGGUUCGGCGGCAACCAGGGAGGGUAUGGCUACGACCAAGGCAUGGCUGGAGGCGGCGGCGGUGGUGGCGGCGGAGGUGGUGGGCGUGGAGGCUUUGGAGGAGGUCGUCGGGGACGCGGCCGAUGGUAG